Molecule: messenger RNA, 3390 nt
Organism: Hylaeus volcanicus
Lineage: Eukaryota; Metazoa; Arthropoda; Insecta; Hymenoptera; Colletidae
Product: staphylococcal nuclease domain-containing protein 1-like
Exons: 9
Coding region: 101-2869 (922 amino acids)
Biological process (GO): regulatory ncRNA-mediated gene silencing; mRNA catabolic process
Cellular component (GO): RISC complex; nucleus; cytosol
Molecular function (GO): RNA binding; nuclease activity
Source: RefSeq, a predicted model, not a curated record
GUUUUAUGAAAAUUCCUAAACGAAUCAAACCAUCUACAGAAAUCUUUUUUUCUUCUUUAGUGGAUAUUUAAUUUUCGAAUUUGAACAAAAGCCAUACAAUAUGAAGUGGCUUUAUGGGACAGUUGCUCAAGUUCUUUCCGGAGACACAAUUUUACUCGUUGGUACUCCAAAAAUGGGACCUCCUCCAGAAAGGCUAGUUACAAUUUCUUUAAUUGUUGCACCAAAAGUUGCUAAUAAAACGAAAACAUAUGAAAACCCUGACCAGCCGUUUGGAUAUCACUCUAGAGAAUUUCUUCGUAAACUUCUUAUUGGAAAAAGUGUUAAAUACGCGAUUCACGGGAUCAUUAAUGGAAAAGAAUACGCUAGAAUUUUACUUGACAAUGAUCGAGAUAUUGGAACGAUCAUGGUGGAAGCAGGAAUGGCUAAAAUUGGUUAUUUUCAAAAAAAAACAGAAAAUCCUAGUGAUGAGCAAUACUAUAAUAGCUUGGUAGCGGCUGAAGAAAAAGCUAAAGAAAAUAGUCGUGGUCUCUGGACUAAAGAUAUGAAUGAAAGACUGACAGCAGUUCGAGUCAUUAACUGGUUGUUCCUCAACCCACCUAACACCAAAACAUUUGCAGAAAAAUAUUUACAUGAAAUCUUACCCGCUAUUGUUGAGGUCGUAAGAACGUCUGGAAGUUAUCGCGUGUAUUUCCCGGAAAACACUACCUAUAUAUCCCUUUCCUUGUCUGGUUAUAAUCCGAACGGAUUCAAAAUCAACAAUAAUGAAACAGGGGAACAAGCCAUUCAAUGGGAACCAUUUGGACUUGAAGGAAAAUAUUUCGCUUCACAACGUAUUUUGAAUCAUGAUUUGCAUGUACGCAUUGAAGGUUGUGAUGAUUUUGGAAAUGUUUACGGUACAUUUAUUCAUCCUAAUGGCAAUCUUACUUCACUACUACUACGUAAUGGGUUUGGAAGAGUGAAUGAACGAACCGUCUCUUUAACUGAAAAUGGCUCCGAAUUACGAGAAGCGCAGCAUAGCGCACAAACAAAUCGAUUGAGAAUAUGGCAAGAUUUCGAUUUUUGUCAAACAAGCGUCGCUGGAAAAAAAGAAUAUUUUGCUCGUGUUAUUGAAGUCAUUUCUGGAGACUGUAUUCUUGCUGCCGAUCUUCAUGAUUUCACGUUGGGCAUCACCCCGGGUGUUCGAUUAUAUUUAGCCUCUAUUCGGUGUCCUCGCCUUGGUAAUCGCAAUCGAGAUGAAGAACCUUGGAGUUUUGAGGCGAAAGAAUUUGUACGAAGGAGGCUUAUAGGAAAACGCGUCAAAAUUUUGGUUGAAUAUAUUAAAAAGAUAACGUCCACACCAGGAGAAACGCGAAAUUUUCCUAUACCUUCCGAUAACUCAAACCAAAUGCAUUUUGUAUCGAUUCUUCUGGAUAAUGAAAAAACAAAUUUAUCAGAACAACUUGUUUUCAAAGGGCUUGCUACAGUUCUUCCCGAUUAUGGGGACUCUAUUGCGAGUAAUUAUGACAUCUUAAAAAAAAAACAGGAAGAGGCUAAAGAGAAAAAAUUGGGAAUGUAUAGCACUGACAAACCAGCAAAACGUCGAGUCAAUGAUAUCUCGGGUUCGUCCAACGCACAUAUCGCAAAACAUUUUCAGGGAUCCUUUAAACGAAUGGGAUCUGUUUCAGGAAUUAUUGAAUACGUUAUGAGCGCUACACGUUACAAAAUCUUUAUACCUUCUGAAUCGGUUAUUAUCACCUUUUUAUUAGCUGGCGUUCGCGCCCCUAUCGAAAACAAAAAUGAUGCUUUGAAAGGCAUAACGGAAUUGGGAAUAGCACAAGAAUCUCAUCAAUAUGCAAUUCAUCAGUAUUUGCAGCGACCCGUUGAAAUUUCAAUUCAAAGUUGUGGACGAGGAGGAGCUUUUGUGGGACUGGCGUGGUAUGCAAAGGAAGCUAUAGCGGUUGAUUUAGUACGUCAAGGUUACUCUACAAUUUUCGGCCGUGUUCCAUCGGUAAUACAAAACCAACUAGAGGAGGCCCAAAGAGCAGCCAUGGGACAAAGUUUAGGUGUAUGGAGUGGUGACGUCGAUGUGGAGGAUAUUUUAGAUUGUGACAACGAUUCAGACACACAAAACAAAUCUUUACUUAAUAAAAAUUUAAUUCCAGAUUAUUUACGUGAUCCAUGUUUAGUUUCCAUUAUUUACGCUAGCAAUAUCAACGAUUUUUAUGUUCAAAAACUGGACAGUAAACAAGUAGAAACAUUUCAUUCAGAAUUAGCGGAAUAUAUAUCAAGGAAACAAGGAGGAACAAGGAAGAUUAGUUGGGCAGCGUUACAGAAAGGAAGUGUCGUUUUAUGUCAAUUCUCUGAAGACAAACAGUGGUAUCGAGCUAUCAUUAAAAAAUUGUAUCCUAAAACACAAGAAGCCGAGGUUUUUUAUAAUGAUUAUGGAAAUUCCGAAAAAGUUCACAUUUCUUCUAUGGAAGCAUGUCCUACUAAAUGGUUGCCUUCUGCAGUGCCUUGGUUGGCCUUUCACUGUAGUUUAGCAGGCCUUGCACCACCUCUUGAUUUUGAAGAGGAAGGUGUUGCAGCUUUCCAUAAAUUAAUAGACAAGCAAGUGUUUCUAUGUGAUUUCCAAAAUUAUUCUCCGAGUCUACAAAUUUAUUUUGUUGAGCUCUACAAACAACCAGAUGUGGAAAAAAAUUUGUCUUCCAACUCAAAUGUUGACACACAAUCGCAAUAUUCUGUAUCUACUUACCUCUUAGAAAAUGGUUACGCUCUAUUGGAUAAUACCAAUAAGGAGUUAUUGCCAAUCGAGUUUCUCAAUGCUGAAAACAAGGCACGUUCGGCACGAUUAAAUGUGUGGCAGUAUGGCGAUGUUGUUGAAUCACUAUGAUACACGAGAAAGAGAAAGUUCGACUGUACCUCCCGUUGCUUUUUUCUAUUUCUUCAAUUUAAAAUGUACAUUUUUCUUAUACACUUUAUAAGUAAUUUUCAAGGAUAAGACGAUAAAAAUAGUAACAAAAAAUAUUUUACAAUCAGAUAAUUUAAAAUCACAACAUAAAUUUUUCGCUUAACAAAAUUUUUUCUUUGUAUUUAAAGACAUUGAGUAAAAUUAUUUUUGUCUUUUUUUUUACUUCACUUAUUAAAAAAUAAACUAUGAAAAAAAAAUAUUUCCUUCCACUUUCAAAAGAGUUUCUAUUAUUUUCAAUCGUUUUAAUAAACACCAAUGCAUAUAGGAAAACAUUAAAAAGAAAUUUUAUUUAAAAAACUAUGACUGUGCCGUCAAAGAAAAAAAAUUAAUCUAGUUUUUUAAAAAAAUUGUUUGUAAAAGAAAAGCAAAUAUAAUAUUAAAACUUCUUGGGGCUGACAAAAUCAACGUACAAAUCAAAUAAUGUAACGCUCAAUUUUUUCAGC